Molecule: messenger RNA, 1581 nt
Organism: Aspergillus calidoustus
Lineage: Eukaryota; Fungi; Ascomycota; Eurotiomycetes; Eurotiales; Aspergillaceae
Source: the annotation of a GenBank genome assembly
AUGGCCACAAACUCCGUCCGAAGAUUUACGCUCUCGGGCGCCUCCCGACUCCGCGCGUCCCCUGUCCCCAAAUGCAGACAGUUCACGAAACCCCACCAGAGUUUCCGCUGCGCAUCAGACAGCAGCGCCGCGGCCGCAAGCGAAAGGGCUGCAUCCGCAACAGCAGCGGCUGCGGAAACAGCCAAGGAGGCACCGAAGAAAGCCGGACGGGGUCUCCGGCGUACAGUGAUAGGAACAUCAUUGGCCCUGACGCUUUUGGUUGGAUAUGUGUAUUGCACGGACACGCGGGCGAGCAUCCAUCGGUACGGUGUUGUGCCGCUGAUUCGAGCGGUCUAUCCUGAUGCGGAGGAUGCGCAUCACUCUGGGGUUGAUGCGUUGAAGACUCUGUACAAAUACGGGUUGCACCCGCGGGAGCGCGGAGAUCAGGAUGGGGAUGGGGCUUUGGAGAUUGAGGUCUUCGGAUACACACUCUCCAACCCUAUUGGAAUUUCGGGUGGUCUUGACAAGCAUGCUGAGAUCCCUGAUCCGUUAUUCGCAAUCGGUCCUGCUAUUGUCGAAGUCGGAGGCACCACUCCUCUGCCGCAGGAUGGUAACCCGCGCCCUCGAGUCUUCCGACUGCCGUCCCAGAAGGCUAUGAUCAACCGGUACGGCCUCAACUCGAAGGGUGCGGAUCAUAUGGCGGCAGUUCUAGGACAGCGGGUUCGUGACUACGCUUAUGAGAACGGGUUCGGGCUACAUGACCAGGCGGAGCAGUGUGUGCUUGAUGGCGAGGCUGGUGUUCCCCCAGGCAGUCUUCAGGCUGGCAAGCUUCUCGCCGUCCAAGUAGCGAAGAACAAGGUUACUCCGGACAACGACAUCGAGGCUAUUAAGCGGGACUAUGUGUACUGCGUGGACCGCGUGGCCAAAUAUGCCGAUAUCCUCGUUGUGAACGUCUCGAGCCCCAACACACCUGGUCUUCGCGAUCUCCAAGCAACCGCUCCCCUCACAGCUAUUCUCAAAGCUGUUGUCGGAGCCGCAAAGAGCGUUGACCGCAAGACCAAGCCAUACGUGAUGGUCAAGGUGAGCCCAGACGAGGACUCAGACGAGCAAGUCUCCGGUAUCUGCGAGGCCGUCCAGGCCGCCGGCGUCGACGGCGUGAUUGUCGGAAACACGACGAACCGUCGUCCCGAGCCUCUACCCCAAGGUUACACUCUCCCGCCCACGGAGCAGUCGACAUUGAAGGAGACCGGCGGGUACUCUGGCCCACAGCUGUUCGACCGAACGGUCGCUCUCGUCUCUCGCUACCGGGCAAUGUUGGACGAGGCACAGAAGUCGCCGGAAAACGCCGGAAGCGCCAAGGAAUCAGCAGCAACCGCUACGCAUGCCGAGCCUGAUUCGGAAAACAUUCCUCCUGUGGAAGCGCCAAGUGCUGAGCUUCCGCGCAAGGUCAUCUUCGCUUCCGGAGGUAUUACCAAUGGUAAGCAGGCUCAAGCGGUCUUGAAUGCUGGCGCUUCUGUUGCCAUGAUGUAUACCGGUGUCGUAUAUGGCGGAAGUGGCACAGUCACGAGAGUCAAGCAGGAGCUGCGGGAGGAACGACAGUAG